Messenger RNA from Peronospora matthiolae, 1755 nucleotides. The record is from the annotation of a GenBank genome assembly. NCBI's taxonomy places the organism in Eukaryota, Oomycota, Peronosporomycetes, Peronosporales, Peronosporaceae.
AUGCACCACGUCCUUGCCGCCAAAUUUCUUGCGUGCGCCAGCAAAAGGCACCUACAGGGGUCUGUAGGUGCCCAUUUGAGCCGUCAAGUAGGGUCUUAUCUCUCUCUAAUUCCACCACGUCACGCAUUGCGAAUUGUAAACGUUCCUACAACCACGUCCAGCGACUCCGUAGCCAAUCGGAUCGCAAUUCUGGCUGGAGCAGCAGCAGCUAUCGCUGGAACCGUAGGGUGGAAAACGGGUACGGCACAUUUGGAGGCGAAUCCGGACAAGAAAUCUAAAAAGCAGUAUGAAUACACUGAAGCAGUGGAUUCGAUCCGUGACCGAGUUUCCGAAUUCCGUGCAACGAUUAAGAGCAGCGAGAACCGGGUUCCCAACGCUUAUCCGAUUCCUAAAAUCGGAAUAUCCAAAAUGUAUGCACCUAAUGGCGUGGCCACAAUCCGGAUCGAGUUUGCGUGCCCGUCAUUUGUCGACCAAGAGUCAAUCCUUGGUCGCUUUCUACUCCAGUUAAUGAAGACAUCGACGGAUGGUUUCCGCCAGGCUGUUGAGGUGCUCCCGGUCACGCUUGACAGCACAAGGGAAAAGAGUACUGCUGAAUUCAACGAACAACCUGCUGUGACGUACCUGUACUCAAACGGCUCUGGAUCUUUUCGGUUCUUGUGCGAUACAUCCUCGCUGCAAACGAUGUCGAAGUUCGUGUUUUAUAAAGAUGAGUUCCUGACGCAAAAUGAAAUAGACGCCGUCGUCAGUGCCUACGAGGAGAUUUACUCGCCCGCAAAUGUAAACGCGUUCUUCCGUCGCGAUCUUGAGCAGCGCCAAAAGAGUGCCUUUGCCAGACGUGGUCUAAACUCGGCUGCUGCAAGUGCUGCUGCAUCUGACAGCAAGGAAGAAGCGAUUCAGCAGCUACAAAGUCUGGGAAUUGACGUGUUUGAGCCGACUCAAAACGAAAUCAGCCUCACUUGGGAUAGUUUGGCAGGGUACGAUGAUGUGAAACUGGAGAUCGAAGACACUGUCGUGCUGGCGCUUCAAAAUCCGGAGCUGUACGAGCGCAUUGCACAGAAGACUCGAUGUCGUUAUGAAAGCAACCGUCCUCGUGCUGUGCUAUUUGAAGGUCCUCCCGGUACCGGCAAGACGCUGAGCGCGCGGAUUAUUGCGCAACAGGCAGGGAUUCCUAUGAUUCAUAUUCCGAUCGAGAGCGUGGUGUCGAAGUGGUAUGGCGACAGUGAGAAGAAAAUGUCGGCAAUCUUUGAUGCGUGCGAGAAGUUGGACGGGGCCAUCAUUUUCAUCGACGAGAUUGACGCACUUGCUGGAGAUCGAUCAGGAGGUACCAUGCACGAGGCUUCUCGGCGUAUUUUAUCAGUUCUGUUGCAAAAAGUAGAGGGCUUUGCCUCGGCCAAAAAAACCACCGUCGUGUGUGCCACAAACCGAAAGCAAGACUUGGAUGCCGCACUGAUCAGCCGUUUCGAUUUGUCGAUUCGGUACAACCUUCCGGACGAAAAAACUCGCCAAGCUGUGUUUGCUCGAUAUGCCAAGCAGCUGUCUGACGAAGAACUCUCACAGCUAGCUGCUGUUUCCCCGCAUCUUUCAUGCCGAGAUAUCAAAGAGAUUUGUGAAUACGCAGAAAGAAAGUGGGCUUCGAAGGUGCUAAAGAAGGAGGAGACGAUGGAGCUGCCUACGUUGCAAACCUAUUUGGAGGCCGUAAAAGCCCACGCAGGUGGACUGUUCAACCACUUGCAACCUGACGUAUACGAGGCAUAA